UCUCCGGCGUUGGUGCCAUCUUCCGUUGUCUUGCGCGGGUACAGAGAAAUUUGUCCCAAAAAAAAAAAGAAAAAAGAAAAAAAAACUAGGAGAUCCUGCAUCAAUUUACUGGUGAACCGCUGCUGAGCCUGUUUCCGUUCGAAUUCCCCAACGCCGCCGAUUUUUGCCGCUCUGUUGCUCUGGCUCGGAGUAAUCUGUGGCGGAGGAUUUAGGUUUUCGGUUUAUUUUGCUGAAGAAUUUCUGGGCCGUUGUAUCUAUGUAUUUUGUUCGUGAGGGUUGACCAGAUCCCGUGAUAAGUGAAGCCAUGAAAGGGCGCUCGCACCGCCUGCAGAGUUCGGACCCUCCUGACGACUGGAUUGAUGGUUCUUGGACUGUGGAUUGCGUCUGUGGUGUGAAUUUUGACGAUGGGGAGGAGAUGGUAAAUUGUGACGAGUGCGGUGUAUGGGUGCACACGCGGUGCUCGCGAUAUGUCAAAGGAGAUGACAAGUUUGCAUGCGAUAAGUGCAAGAGCAAGAUUAAUCGAUCUGAUACGGAGGAAACGGAGGUGGCCCAAUUGUUAGCUGAGCUCCCUACGAAGACUGUGAGAAUGGAGAAUUCACUUGCACCCAUCGGAGCUCCUCGGCGUCCUUUCAAGCUUUGGACUGACAUGCCUAUGGAGGAGAGGGUGCACAUUCAAGGAAUUCCUGGUGGCGAUCCUUCCCUUUUUGGUGGGCUAUCCUCUAUUUUUAAUCGGCAGCUAUGGAAAUGCACUGGGUAUGUUCCCAAACAGUUUAAUUUUCAGUAUAGGGAAUUUCCCUGUUGGGAUGAGAAUUCCACUAGGGAGGAGGAUAGUGAGAACCCUAUUAAUAAAGGGGCGGGUGUUCUAUUUUCCUUGUCAAAAGAGAGUAAAUCGGUCACACCCAUUGCAACUUUAGUUGACAUGAGAGCUAGGGAGGGAGAAGAUGGUUCUGACCUGAAGAAGUCGCUGAAAGAGAUGAAAAAGUGUGAUAGUGAAGAUGCAGAAGCUAUAAGGCGUGCCCAGAGUGGCAUGAAGAAGGAGAGAAGUUUGCUUCGGUCUGUUGUGCAUUCAGGUAAGCAGAAAAAAGAAGAGUUAGGAACAUCCAAAGAUCGCAGUGGGAAGAAGAGGAUUAAAACUUCGGACAAAGAGGUAGAUCCCAAGGGGAGAACUUCACAUUCUUCGAAAACAGCUUUUACACCCACCAGUGAUGCAAAACAAUUGGAAUUUUAUGAAGACAGAGGUCUGAAGAAUUUCAAGACUGAUGAUACCUGGAGCUUAAAGAAUAAAACUUUGAAAGACAUUUUCGUUCAGGAACACGUUUCAAAUAAUUAUUCUGUUGUGGAUACCAUUAUGGAGGAGCCAAAUAUCAACUCGGCAACUACUGAGGAUUCUUCAGAAGCCUUAUAUCCUGACACGACAAGACGUAGUUUUUCAGUCGUGCCAGAAAUAGCAGAAGAGAAAAAUGAAAAUAAAGCUCCUUCUGUUUCUGAAUUUUCUUCCAAGACUGAUGACAACAUUUCGCCAUAUUUAAAGAAUAAUUCUGAUGGAAAUGCUUCAAUCAAAGAACAGGAGGGAGAUGGCCUUGUGGUUAAUAAUGCAGAUGACAGUACAGUUGUAAGAAGAACAGUAAGUCCUGCAGAGGAAGAGCUUUGUGGUCCUGCACCAGAACACAAGGAUAACCAGGAUUCCCAAGAUUUUGACUAUGAGACGUGUCCUGGCUCUGGACAGAGCAAUCCUAAUGUGAAGAGAGAAGGGGUUACUGAUAAUUUUGGGAAGCAUUUGAUUUCUCAUUCUUCUAGCAUGGGUGAUCUGAAAAGUGAUGAGAAACUGCCUAAACACAAAUCUGAUCAUGUUAAUGAUAGUGUGGUGACCAAUUCAUCCUAUGAAAAUAAGGUGGACGACAGUGACAGAAAAUCAGAAGUAAUCAUUGAUUGCCAUACCAAUAAUCCUGAGGAAUUAUCAUGUCAUUUUUGUUCUGUAAAACAAGAAAUGGUAGGAUCUGAAGGUCCUGUGGAAACCCACAAGGGUAUUUCAGAAAUAGAAGGUGGUUCUGGCUAUGCUGAAGAUGCACCAAAAUCUGAAACUACAUUGUGUCCUCAUACAAUGUCAUCAUGUCUUGGGAAGUCAUCCUCAAGUUCCUCAACUAUGAAUUCCAAAAUUCCUGCUAGUGACAAAAAAUCUGACCAGUCUGAAAUUCCUAAUCCUCUUGUCAAGCACGGAGUAAUGGAAGAUUGCAACAUGCACAGUAAGAAAGAAAGUAAUCAAAAUGAUAUUGUGAGGGAUGAAGUUCCUAGGAAAUCUCAAAAGGAACGUUCAAAAUCAUCUUCAAAUUCUAAUCUGAAAGCAAUGCAUUCAAGCAAAAGUGCACAAAAUGCUAUUUUAAGGCAAGUCAGUGCAGAUUCAAAAGAUUUUGUUAAUAGUUCAUCUUCUAAAGCAUCUGGGGUUCAUCCAGCUGGAACUAACUUAGGCUUGAACGAGUCUGAUGAAUCAUCACUACACCAAAAGUCUUUACAAGCGCCUAAUAAGAUUUCAUCUUCAGUACCACAGAGAGGUGAAAAGAUUAAUCAGACAAACUCCCAACCUUCCUCUAAGGUGAACCAGAAUCACGUGCCAUCACCUUCACCAACAUCUAAUUCUUCUGCAAUGCUAAGCGAUGAGGAGCUUGCACUACUAUUGCACCAAGAACUAAAUAGCUCUCCCCGAGUUCCUCGUGUACCCCGAGCACGUCAUGGGGGUAGUUUGCCACAGCUAACUUCUCCUAGUGGUGCAAGCAUGCUAUCGAAGCGCACGUCAUCCGCUGGAGGAAAGGAUUAUUGUUUGUUUUCCAGGAGAAAAUACAAGGAUGCAUCUAGAGAUGGGCUUUGUGGUUCCCGUGAACUUGAAGAUGAAGCUAAAAGGAUAGAGAAUGCAUCAUCUUCCUUUGAUCAGAAGAAAAAAGAUAUGGAAUGCGGGGAAGGUGCUUCUGUAAUGGAAGAAGGCCACAUAUCUAUGACAACCAUUAAUUCUACAACAAAGAAUGUUGCUCCUGCCUCUGCUGCCACUGCAAAUAGUAGUUCAGCCUCCCCUCCUGAGGAUCAAAAUUUGUCAUUUAUACGCAACUCACCAAAAAAUAUAUCUGACGAUGAUAAUGGAACUGCUGGAAGGCCAGCCCAUCGCACGUUGCCAGGUUUGAUCAAUGAGAUUAUGAGCAAGGGUCGUCGGAUAUCAUACGAGGAACUCUGUAAUGCUGUGUUGCCACACUGGAAUAACUUGAGGAAGCAUAAUGGAGACCGCUAUGCUUACACAAGUCACUCUCAAGCUGUUCUUGAUUGUUUGAGAAAUCGGCAUGAAUGGGCAAGGUUGGUCGAUCGUGGUCCGAAGACAAAUUCUACUAGGAAAAGGCGAAAGUUUGAUGAAGAAUCUGAUGAUAAUGUUACUGGCAAGGGCAGAGCUUCCAAAGGGGGUGAAGGGAAGAAUUUUGAGUUGCAGAAAGAAGAGUUCCCUAAAGGAAAGCGUAAAGCACGGAAGCGCAGGCGUCUCGCUCUUCAGGGGAUAGCGGUCAAGACCCGGAGAAGAAAGGUUGAUUCUCUAACUGAUGAAGAUGUUGGUCCAUUCUCCAAUUCUAGUGAGGAGAGCGAGUUUAGCGAGGAUGAAAUUCAGGGUGGCAGAACGGGUCAAGUGGGAAGUGAAGCUUCUUCUAGUUCAGACGAGGAAGGUAGCGCCUGAUUGCAGGCUGGUUAAAUAGAUCCACGGGGUCGUCUCUGCCAUGCUUGUUUGACUUUUUCGUGUUGUGAGCAUUCCAGCUUCUUCGGAUUCACAGCUCAUGAAAGACACAGCUGGCGGGCUGCUCGGGCAAGUGGAAGGAUGUGUGGUUGUUUUCUGUGAAAUCCUGGACCUUGUUGGGCUGUUUUCUGUGACAUGUCCCGUGGUGGUUGGAUAGUCAGCUAUGGUAUUAAUACUGUAUUGUAUAUAUGUCCUGCGGCAAUAGUGCGCCCUUGUAAUGCACGGCUGAUAAUGAUAACCUGUUAAUGGAAUUUGUAAGCAGCAUAGUAUAGGAUUCAGUUAGUGAGCUAGACAGAAUGUAGGACUGGAUUGUCAUCAGUAAUUUAAAUUUUAGAAGCUUCACCUCGAUUCUGAUUGGGAAUUAUUGGUGGUUUUACCUUUUGCCUAAUGAUUUUUCCCACUUUGAUUGUUGUU
Molecule: messenger RNA, 4174 nt
Organism: Neltuma alba
Lineage: Eukaryota; Viridiplantae; Streptophyta; Magnoliopsida; Fabales; Fabaceae
Exons: 9
Coding region: 305-3703 (1132 amino acids)
Cellular component (GO): nucleus
Source: RefSeq, a predicted model, not a curated record